CAGAGGAGGCGAGGAGGAGACGGACUUGGGAAAACCAGCUCGUCCUAAACUCGAUAUGUGCUUUAGCUACACGGAUUAACAGCAGCUUUAGAGGUUAUUGCUAACAUAUGAUACUGUUUCCACUCGUUCGCUGAUGUUAUUUCGACGCUAAAAAGCUGUUUGGCUCACUUUAGAGACGGUAAAGAGACGGGAGGGAGCCUCGUAAUCGGUUGUUUCCCUGUCAGAGCGGACGGAGCUGUGGUUGUGGCCGGGCAGCACCGCCGGACUGUCGGGACGAGACUAAAGCUUCCACGCGGAGUAUAACAACGAAAAUACACAAUUAAGACAUCAACUUUUUGUUACAGAAGCCCGGGAAUGCUAAAUUGAACACCCUUUUGAUGUUUUAAAGCUAUGCGACGGAGCCUUUCGAGGAUAAGUUUGAUUGGAGGACGGCGUAGUGCGCUUGAUUUCCAGUCCGAUGGAUGUUAGCCCUGCCCGGCUGUGGCUCAGCUUUCUUCUUCGCUGGUUUGAAAACGGCAGGUUGAACACCUCUAGGCACAGGUGAACACGUCUGUUCAUAACAAUGCUGCAAACCUGGCAAGUGAAUGACAGCUCUGGCUUGAAUGCCAAGAAGUCAACUGCUUGUGUGUAAACCUGGAAAUACCACCAUCUUCUUCAUCAUCACCCUCCUCUUCUUCGCUUCUUCUUUUUUUUUUUUGGACUAGUAAGGCUGACAUUACCUGGGAUAUUCUGGAUUCAGGCUUGAUUUUGACAUUUUAAAAUGUCCUUUUUGCAAAGACAGUGCUCUCUAGAGCAACAAGACAUCUAAUCUGACUCAUUUAUUUUAGAGAUUUUGUUGCUUUUUUGUUUGUUUUUAUUCUCUUUCCAGUCAGAGGAUCAGAUUCGGAUGGAAAAUGGGAGACGCCACCAAACUGGCCUUCGCCGUUUUCCUCAUCUCCUGCUCUUCAGGAGCCAUCCUGGGACGCUCAGAGACUCAGGAGUGCACCUACUACAACUCCAGCUGGGAGAAGGAGCGCACCAACCGCAGCGGCAUCGAGCCGUGCUAUGGCGACAAAGACAAGCGGCGGCACUGCUUCGCCACAUGGAAGAACGUGUCCGGGACCAUAGAGGUCGUGAAGCAGGGCUGCUGGCUGGACGACGUCAACUGCUACGACAGUAACGAGUGUGUGGAGAGGAAAGAGAGCCCGGAUGUCUUCUUCUGCUGCUGUGAAGGCAACAUGUGCAAUGAGAAGUUCCUGUACGCUCCUGAAGCGCCCCCACAGAGCGACCCGCACCAUUCUACCGCCUACACCACCUCUAACCCAUUUUCCCAGAAGCCCCAGCUCUUCAACACCCUUCUCUACUCCUUGGUUCCCAUCAUCGGCCUGGCAGCCGUCGUCCUCUUCUCCUUCUGGAUGUGGAGGCAUCACAAACUGGCCUACCCUGCUGCUCUGGUCCCCACACAUCACGCCUUUCACAUUAUGGUGGAGGAUCCCGGACCCUCUCCCCCGUCACCCGUUUUGGGGCACAAGCCGCUGCAGCUGAUCGAGGUGAAAGCCAGGGGCCGCUUUGGGUGUGUUUGGAAAGCUCAGCUGCUGAACGAAUACGUGGCGGUGAAGAUCUUCCCCAUUCAGGACAAGCUGUCUUGGCAGAACGAGUACGAGAUCUACAGCGUGAGCGGCAUGAAGCACGACAACAUCCUCCACUUCAUCGGCGUGGAGAAGAGGAACAACAACCUGGACCUGGAGCUGUGGCUCAUCACCGCCUACCACGACAAGGGCUCGCUCACCGACUACCUGAAGGCCAACGUUGUGUCCUGGAACGAGCUGUGUCACAUCGCUCAGACAGCUGCCCGUGGCCUCGCCUACCUCCACGAAGAUAUCCCGGGGCACAAAGACGGACACAAGCCCUCCAUCGCUCACAGGGACAUUAAGAGUAAGAAUGUGCUGUUGAAGAAUAAUCUGACAGCCUGCAUAGCGGACUUUGGCCUCGCUCUGAAGUUUGAAGCAGGAAAAUCAGCAGGAGACACUCACGGACAGGUGGGAACACGGCGCUACAUGGCGCCUGAAGUCCUCGAGGGCGCCAUCAACUUCCAGCGGGACUCCUUCCUGCGUAUCGACAUGUACGCCUUUGGCCUCGUGCUGUGGGAGCUCGCAGCACGCUGCACGGCCGCUGACGGCCCAGUGGACGAGUACAUGCUCCCGUUUGAGGAGGAGGUGGGUCAGCAUCCGUCUCUGGAGGACAUGCAGGAGGUCGUCGUUCACAAGAAGCUGCGGCCCUGCCUGAGGGACUGCUGGCAGAAACACACGGGUCUCGCCAUGCUCUGCGAAACUAUCGAAGACUGCUGGGACCACGAGGCCGAGGCUCGCCUGUCCGCAGGCUGCGUCGAGGAGCGCAUCGGCCAAAUGCAGCGCCAAGCUCCCAUCAUCGGCCCUGAGGAGAUCGUCACCGUUGUCACCAUGGUGACCAACGUGGACCUCCCGCCCAAGGAGUCCAGCUUAUGAUCAGUCUGACGAGCUUGCAGAAACACGGAUCAGCGCGAGGGGGGAUGAACGGCCGACCCUGGUUGGUUGGCGUUGAGUUUUUUUCUCUCUUUUUUUCUUUUUGUUUUUUUAUUUUUCGUUCCUUUAAGUGCGGGCCGCUACUUCAGGAAACACCCUGCGCCCACCUCACCACAUCAGUCGAUAUCCACCUCAUUUUGAUAUGUGUGCCUGAGGAUUUUGACAUUUUAACGUUCGAGACAAACUCUCAUCCCGAGCAAACGAUUCAGGAUUUUAAGGAGUGAAAGCGUCGACAUGCUGGGACAAAACACUUUGAUCAUGUAUUGUUUUUAUACACAUACACUCACACAGGAGGGCGACCGCUUCUGCUCGGGUUUUCUACAGAGAGAGGAGACCCGGCGGGGAAAUUUCACAGAACUCUCAGUGCAUUUUAGUGUAAAAACAAAAGAAAAAAAAAAAAAAGACGAGCACCUGGCUCUGGAUUCAUUUGCUGUUUUCUCGUGUGCGUUUUUUUUUUCUUUUUGAAGAAACGACUAUCGUUCUGCCAAUAAGCAACGGCUUCUGAAUGUUUAUAGUGUAAUGCUGCUGUACAUAGUGUAUUAUGGACCCAGACAACUUGGUAA
This is a messenger RNA of Cheilinus undulatus (humphead wrasse), 3103 nucleotides long. It is a transcript of the gene acvr2ab, whose product is annotated as activin A receptor type 2Ab. The coding region runs from base 894 to 2483 and encodes 529 amino acids. The record is from RefSeq and is a predicted model, not a curated record. NCBI's taxonomy places the organism in Eukaryota, Metazoa, Chordata, Actinopteri, Labriformes, Labridae. Gene Ontology annotation, molecular function: activin binding; activin receptor activity; ATP binding. Gene Ontology annotation, cellular component: activin receptor complex; plasma membrane. The transcript has 12 exons. Gene Ontology annotation, biological process: activin receptor signaling pathway; protein phosphorylation; cellular response to growth factor stimulus.